Podospora pseudocomata is the source of this 1777-nucleotide messenger RNA. RefSeq names its product regulatory particle non-ATPase (gene RPN12). The record is from RefSeq and is a predicted model, not a curated record. Lineage: Eukaryota; Fungi; Ascomycota; Sordariomycetes; Sordariales; Podosporaceae. Gene Ontology annotation, cellular component: cytosol; nucleus; proteasome regulatory particle, lid subcomplex. Gene Ontology annotation, biological process: proteasome-mediated ubiquitin-dependent protein catabolic process. The transcript has 2 exons. The coding region runs from base 710 to 1531 and encodes 273 amino acids.
AGAAUCCGUGGUACAGCUUAGAGACCAACUUCAACCACUGUGAUCUUGGCAAGAGUUACCGCCGUUUCUUCCUUCUUCCAAAAUGGUGCACUAGUAGGAAACCGGCGGUGGCUGAUACUUUGCUGAAGCCGCUAACGACCUCGUGAUGAGUCUUGUCUUCGAAGCUCAAAAUCUGAGCCCCCGGAUUGCCACUCAAAACUCUGAAAUAGAUUUCUCUGCACUCGUGAGGUCAGCUUCGCGGCUUACAGCAUGAUACCAGUGACCAUGUGUGGUGACACUCCAGGGCUUCAGGGUUGAUGCAAGACAUUCUUGCAGUGGAAGAACCCUUGGCAUGUGAAGUCGGUCCCAGCUGCCGACCAGCUGCCAGCUUCUACCCCAGACUCCCAAGAGCUCCCAAUGCCAAGGCGGCAGCAUAGGGCACGUAGGACGUCAGCCUUUCAGCCUGCAGCUGCCAGCGGCGGACUCCAACAGCCUCACCACCGAUAAUUGAUAUUGACAAUCACCAUCACCACCCAAACUACCGCUGCCAAACAUCCACCCGGCAUUCACCCCGAUUAACUGCACACUUACCGAACGACGACGAUACCAAUCGAAUAUCGAAUUGAAUAACCAAUCUACAUCUCCAACCCAACAACCAUCGCCUUUUCCCCCAAAGGCACCUCCCAUCGACAGCUCCCAAAGCUCCCAUCCACCACACCCAUCCUCAACCAUGGCCGACCGUCAACUCACCACCCUCCUCACCCAACUCCGCACCCCCUCCCUCCCCUUCCCCCAAUCCACCACCCUACUCUCAAAAGCCAAACUCCUCCUCCUCCAGCUCUCAGCCCUAACCCCCUCCCCCACCGUCUCCCCCGCCAACCUAACCCUCGCCCGCGAGGUCUACGAGCUCGGCGCCCUCCACUCCCUCCGCGCCAAAAACCCCGACUCCUUCACCCGCUACGUCUCCCAGCUCCAGCCCUUCUACGAGCUCCCCCCUUCUGCUUUCUCCUCCCCCUCCCAAAACCAAAACAAAGUCACCGCCCUCUGGCUCCUCUUCCUCCUAACCCAAGGCCGCUACACCGAGUUCCACUCCGACCUCGAAGGCCUCUCAACCCGCGGUUCUGUCGCAGAAGUGGAAAACGACAAGUUUUUGGGGUACCCCAUCAAGCUGGAGAGGUGGCUAAUGGAGGGGGCGUAUGACCGGGUCUGGAAGGCGAUGAAGAAGGGGGAGGUUCCGAGUGAGGAGUUUGGGGUCUUGUGCGAGGUAUUGACCCCCCAAAUCCGCCGAGAAAUCGCCUCAUCCUCCGAGCGCGCCUACCCGUCCCUCCCCUUCCUCUCAGCCCAGUCCCUCCUCUUCCUCGACUCGGAAGGCGCCGUCGUCGACUUUGCCCACAGCCGCGGUUGGGUCAUCAAGGAUAGGACUAUUUACUUCCCCACCGCCGCUGAGCUCAACGCCGACGAGGAAGGGGAGCAGGAGCAGGAGAAGGAGGUUGGCCAGAUGGUGAUUGAAAACACGCUGGGGUACGCCAGGCAGCUGGAGACGAUUGUGUAAGGGGGGGCCAGGCAGACGUUGGAGAAGAGAGAGGCAGGCAGGCGCAUGGAAUUGGGACAGUGUCAGUCACAAAAAAAGACAAGGCCAGACACCACAGAGAGCGUUUUGCUUGCUGUAUUUAAUAUUGCUAGAGAGGGGCCGAUGGAGAUGAUAGAUGAACAAACGACAUACACAAACCAUGCAAAAAGCGUUUCUCUCACUUAAGAUUCCAUCAUGAUUAUUUUUGACAAACAACAUCACUCAACA